AUGCCUGGCCCCAGUUCUGAAUUCUUAAGAAACUCUCGAGAGGAUGCAUCUCUGAUAUUCAGUGAAGACGACCAGAACAGUCUGCUAGAGCAGUACCAUCUGGGUCUGGAUCAAAAAUGCAGAAAAUACAUGGUUGGAGAGCUCAUCUGGAAUUUUGCCGAUUUCAUGACUAACCAGUGUAAGUGGCAGUUUGGCUCAUGGGAUAAGUCCUGGAUUGCAGCCACAGGUCCUACUGGGCAGCGUCUGGCGCCGCCCCGCCCCUCCAGGCCUGGCACUCGCCCUCAACAAACAUGGCGCAGACGGCCUCACGCGCCUCAGGCCGCAGGCGCGCCGCGCGGCACGCCCACAGGGCUCCGCCCGCGCCGCUCUCAUCCGGUCAGACUGGCUGACAACACAGGGAGCGGGAAGUAUGACUUGGAUGGUGGCGGUGUCCGGGGCCGCUCUCGGCCGCUGUUGUGUGGCUGCGCGCAGGCGCUACUGGGCGGGAUGCUGUACACCGGGGAGAGCCGGUUGCGGGAGAGGCCUCUGAAGCUUCCAAGCCCACUUCUCCGACAAGGGACGCCUGGGCUUCCAGGAGCAGAGGAAUUGUACUGCCUUGAUUUGGGACAGAUUAUCAGAGGUCAGCCCAAGGCCAUCCGCUCAGUCACUCUGUUUCCGCCAUCUUCUGAGGAGAUGCAAGCCAACAAGGCCACACUGAUGUGUCUCAUGAGUGACUUCUAUCUGGGAAUCUUGACGGUGACCUGGAAGGCAGAUGGUACCCCCAUCAUCCAGGGCAUGGAGAUGACUGUGCCCUCCAAACAGAGCAACAAAUACGUUGCCAGCGGCUACCUGAGCCUGACGCCCGAGCAGUGGAGAUCCCGCAACAUCUUCAGCUGCCAGGUCAUGCAUGACGGGAGCACCGUGGAGAAGACAGUGGCCCCUGCAGAAUGUUCAUAGGUUCCUAACCCUCACCCCACCCACAGGGGCCUGGAGCUGCAGGAUCCCAGGGGAGGGGUCUCUCUGCAUCCCAAGCCAUCCAGCCCUUCUCCCUGUACCCAGAAAACCCUCAAACGUCUUUUGUCAACCAGAAA
Molecule: messenger RNA, 1070 nt
Organism: Macaca mulatta (Rhesus monkey)
Lineage: Eukaryota; Metazoa; Chordata; Mammalia; Primates; Cercopithecidae
Source: RefSeq, a predicted model, not a curated record